Molecule: messenger RNA, 842 nt
Organism: Caenorhabditis elegans
Lineage: Eukaryota; Metazoa; Nematoda; Chromadorea; Rhabditida; Rhabditidae
Gene: pas-2
Product: Proteasome subunit alpha type-2
Exons: 4
Coding region: 14-709 (231 amino acids)
Biological process (GO): ubiquitin-dependent protein catabolic process; protein catabolic process
Cellular component (GO): nucleus; proteasome core complex; proteasome core complex, alpha-subunit complex
Source: RefSeq, marked reviewed
AAAUCACUGAAAAAUGGGAGAUCACUAUGGAUUCUCACUCACCACCUUCAGCCCAUCGGGAAAAUUGAUGCAAAUCGAAUAUGCAUUGAAUGCUGUCAAGAAUGGGCAACCAUCGGUUGGACUGAGAGCUAAAGACGGAGUCGUUCUUGCGACCGAGAAUGUCGGAUCUGUUCUCACCGAUGACCAGCCAAAGGUAGAACAAAUCAGCAAGCAUAUUGGAUGCGUCUACAGUGGAAUGGGACCAGACUUCCGUAUUUUGGUGAAGAAAGCUCGCAAGAUUGCUAUGGAAUACGAAAUGAUGUACGGCGAGGAAAUGCCAACCAUUCAACUUGUCACUGACAUCGCGGCCGUAAUGCAGGAAUAUACUCAAUCUGGUGGUGUUCGUCCGUUUGGAGCAUCGCUUCUUAUCGCAGGUUGGGACAAAAAUCCAGGACGGCCAUUGCUCUUCCAAUGUGAUCCAUCUGGAGCUUACUUCGCAUGGAAAGCAACAGCACUCGGGAAAAACGACGUCAAUGCGAAAACAUUCCUCGAGAAGCGCUUCAGCGAGGCCCUCGAGCUCGAUGAUGGAAUUCACACUGCUCUUCUGACACUGAGAGAAUCGUUCGAUGUUGGCAUGAACGAGAACAACGUUGAGGUGGCUGUUUGUAACUCGACCGGAUUCCAUCGGCUCACCAAGCAACAAGUCCAUGAUCACCUUGGAACUCUUUAAAUCGAGUGAUUUCACAAUUUUCUUUCUUUCUUUUCUCUAAUUUAUUCUAUGUAUUCUCCCAUCUAUCCGUACCCGGUAGUAAUCUCUUUUUGCUACGGUGUUUUGUUGGAACAAUGAAUCCUUUUACCGUUUU